GUGUUUUUUCAGCGUUCAUACGACAAGGUGAUAAAGUAUCUCAUUCAAAGCAUAUACCGAAAAGAAUAACUGAAAUGUUGAAUCGAAUAACUGAAAAACAAGAUCUUGUGGAACUUUGCAAAAAUCAAGCCGAUACGUGCAAGGAAUAUGUGUGCAAAAUGAGAAAGCAUGAAGUUUUUGACCCAUGUAUGGGUAACUGUGAGAAAUCAUGUUUAACUCAGUAUGCAUUAAAAUGCGCCCCAGAAUGUGUUCCCAGCUGUAUAUGUGAAGCUGGCUACGUUCGAGAAGGUGGGCAGUGUAUACCAGUUGUCCAAUGUGUAGAUCGCAUCUUCGACUAUAGGGUUUAUAAGGACAAGGAAAUAGUUACGUUUCCUCCAAAUAAAAGGAUAUAUCCCUAUUUUCCGAAAUUGAGAUUUACUUUUAAGACUGAAAAACAUGAUUCGAAUAAAGCAGUUGCUACGACGAAACGUCGGUUUAAAACGGCUACUUUUGAAUCUUUACUAAAUGCUGCAUGGAAAAAACAUCAACAAAUUGAAAAACUAAAAUAUUAUUCUUCUUAG
Molecule: messenger RNA, 560 nt
Organism: Chrysoperla carnea
Lineage: Eukaryota; Metazoa; Arthropoda; Insecta; Neuroptera; Chrysopidae
Exons: 3
Coding region: 75-560 (161 amino acids)
Source: RefSeq, a predicted model, not a curated record